Messenger RNA from Tachysurus fulvidraco (yellow catfish), 8587 nucleotides. RefSeq names its product kinesin family member 26Ab (gene kif26ab). Gene Ontology annotation, molecular function: microtubule motor activity; microtubule binding; ATP binding. NCBI's taxonomy places the organism in Eukaryota, Metazoa, Chordata, Actinopteri, Siluriformes, Bagridae. Gene Ontology annotation, biological process: microtubule-based movement. The transcript has 16 exons. The record is from RefSeq and is a predicted model, not a curated record. The coding region runs from base 359 to 6496 and encodes 2045 amino acids.
UGUUGCCUGAAUCCACUGACAGGGAUGCUGCGUUGAUGCACAGUGGAUGCAUGAAUUAGGAAAGUGCCUCGCAAGGAUGUUUGCUCAUAGCGCAUGGAUUGCGGGUGGAUUUCUCAUGGGCUUCAUUCUUAUUCGGACAUAUCUCAACAUUGGGAUGAUCCAUAUCAAUCGAGAAAGAUAACUGAAAAGAGCUGAUAAUAAACAGGACGCUUUGCAUGAGUUUCAGAUAGAUGUGAGGCACAAGUAAAUUCUGUAUAAAAAAACAUCAUAUUGGUGAAAAGUGGACUCAGUGGAACAUGGCGAGUACCACAUUUUUACCAGAAGACUAAGGGAUCCUUGUCCACUACAGGCUCACAAGAUGGAUGUAAAAAAGUCGGAAGACGCGUCCGGCUCGGACAAAACGAAUCCAACCCUAAUCGACUUGGGAACCUUUUUCGUGGACUCAGAUAUAAUAUUUGGAUUUACGAGUCAUCUUUUAAGACGGAAAGCAAAGGUUGAUGGAAUUUCCAGUGCAGAGUCUUCUUCCUGCUCUUCCUCCGAGCCCAGUCCACGACAGAGGCGAUACGGGAGCAGACCCCAGCCUGAGGGUGCGCGCUCAGUCAGCAUCACCGAGACGGACCGGGACGACGUCACUAAAGCCACAGACUUGUGCAAGCAAUGCCAGGUGACUGUGGCUGAGCUUAAGAGACAAGCACUUGCCCUGACCGAGCCAACAUCACUACAGGACCCUGGAUUUGCCACUUUCCUCUUUGACCAGCUACAGGUGCCAGACUGGCCUGUGCAAGGUGGGCAUGAGGGGUCAAGGUGCCCAGUCUGUGCAACAUCAAUGCAACAGUUAAGACAACAGGCAUUACAGGCUCUCCAGGACCUGUGCCCUGGCACAGAAUUGGCAACCGUGCCAGAUCUUCCCUCUAAAACUUUACCUGGGCAGCCUACCAGAGUGACCACCCAUGGUAUGCUCACGCUGUCCUCCAGGCCCCCUGCAUCAAAAAUCCCUCACCCAUCCCACAGCAUGCUGCCUGUGGCAGAGCAGCGGAGGGGACUGGGCUGGGCAUCCAGCACCAAGCCAAGCGUCCAGGUCACUGUGGGAGGAAACGCUCUGAGUGGAACUCUCAGCUCUGUCACCAUCCAGGCUCAGCAGUACCUGGAGGGCAUGUGGAGCAUCUCACGCGUCAACAACUUCCUGCCUCAGCCAAGCCCGACACAUGGUCCUAUUGUCGAGGCUGAUCAGCCUGCUCCACUCACAGACACGACCGCCACUUCUGUUUCCAUCAACACAUCCAGACAGAGAAGUCCAGUCCAGUUUGGCCCAGCAGUAACAUUGUCCUCUACCCAGCCUACCUCAACCACCACCUCCUUCUUCAUCAGGGCCGCACAGAAGCUGAACCUCUCCUCCAAGCGGAAAAAGACCCAGCCACCUAUGCUGCAGCCGCCAGAGCCCUCCAUUUACCCCACCAACUUCAGCAGCAUCCUCCAGCUGUCUCCUCCACCCGCUCCACCAUGCCUGCUCAGGGCCAGCUCAAAGGCCAAGGAGAACCCUGGCAUGGGAAAGGUGAAGGUGAUGGUGCGGAUCUGUCCAUCUGUUGGCGUGCAGGACACUUCUGAGUCCAUGUCUUUCCUGAAGGUGGACCAGAGGAAGAAGCAGUUGACCCUGUAUGAGCCUUCGCUCCUGACCCAGCCUAGCUCCGGGCACCGACGCACACCAUUAACUGCUCCAAAGAUGUUCGCUUUCGAUGCCGUCUUCACCCAAGAUGCCUCACAGGCUGAAGUGUGCUCAGGGACCGUGGCUGAAAUUAUUCAGUCAGUGGUGAAUGGAGCAGAUGGAUGUAUCUUCAGCUUUGGUCAUGUUAAACUUGGCAAGACGUACACCAUGAUUGGCAAAGACAGCUCUUCUCAGAGCCUUGGCAUUGCGCCCUGUGCCAUCUCCUGGCUCUUCAAGCUCAUCAGUGAGCGCAGGGAGAAAACUGGCACACGCUUUUCUGUACGUGUUUCGGCUGUCGAGAUCUACGGUAAAGAAGAAGGUCUGCAGGAUCUGCUCUCGGAUGUCUCAACAGGCAGUCUGCAGGAUGGCCAGUCGCCAGGGGUCUACCUGCGUGAGGACCCUAUCUGUGGUACACAGCUCCAGAAUCACAGUGAGUUGCGGGCUCCCACCGCAGAAAAGGCUGCUUUCUUUCUGGAUGCAGCCCUUGCAGCACGCAGCACCAGCCAUCCUGAUACAGACGAGGAGGACCGGCGCAACUCACACAUGCUCUUCACUCUUCACAUUUAUCAGUAUCGGAUGGAAAAGAGUGGCAAGGGAGGAAUGUCUGGUGGUAGAAGUAGACUGCACCUCAUCGACCUGGGCAGCUGUGAAAAGGUGCUUAGUAAGAGCAGGGAUGGAGGAGGCGGUCUGUGUCUAUCUCUCACAGCCUUAGGCAAUGUCAUCCUGGCUUUGACAAAUGGAGCCAAACAUGUACCAUACAGGGAUAGUAAGCUUACAAUGCUGCUUCGUGACUCACUUGGGAACAUCAACUGCAGGACAACAAUGAUAGCGCAUGUCUCAGACUCACCUGGUCAUUAUGCUGAUUCACUCACCACUAUCCAGCUUGCUUCCCGAAUUCACCGCAUGAGAAAGAAAAAGUCCAAGUACGCAUCCAGUUCUUCUGGUGGUGAAAGCUCUUGUGAUGAAGGAAGGAUUCGCCGACCCCCACAUUUAAGACCCUUCCAUCCACGGACAGUGGCCCUGGACCCAGAUCUACCAUCACUAUUGAGUGAUCCAGAUUACUCCUCAAGCAGUGAACAGUCAUGUGAUACUGUGAUUUAUGUUGGCCCUGGUGGUGCUACAAUUUCUGAUCGAGAACUCAGUGACAAUGAGGGUCCACCAGCCUUUGUUCCAAUAAUCCCAUCCCUUAACAGAAAGCAACGUGGCAAGGAAGGACAAACUGACAGAGACCUUUUCAAAUGCAACACUUUUGCUGAGCUUCAAGAGCGGCUGGAAUGUAUUGAUGGCAGUGAGGAGCCAAGUGCUUUUGUUGGUGAAGCUAGAGGAAGCCAAGUAAGCCCUAAGACAGACAUUAUCUCAAUAAAGCCCAAAGAAGGGACUAUUUUGGGUCCUUUUAUGUCUCCUACAAAAACAGUUUCCCAGCAGGACAGUAUUUUAUCCAAACAGCCAGUUUCUGCUCAGAAUAAACUGCCCAGCAGCCCCAAACACAAAUCCAAAAAUGACCAUUCCAAAUGGCAAAAUGCAUCAGUGUCAGAUGGAGAUAUGCCUGUGACAGCAUGUUGUGCAAGGGCAGAUAGCGAAAAGGGGACGGUAACAGACAGCUCAGCUCCAUGCUCCCCAGGGAAGCAAGAUAAAAUAAAAACAUUUCAAAACUCAGAGCCAGUGGUGAGAGAAAAGGUAUUCUUCAAUAGGAAACAUCUACCCAAACCUGCUCCUCCACCCCCACAACAAAUGGACUCUACAAGGUCUAAUAGUGAAUCAGAAGAAAAGUCUAGUAUACGGAUACCACCCAUUGGAAUGAGCCAUCAAGUACAGAAGCAGUGUGUUUCAGGUGGCAACUCUCCUCUUUUGAGUAGGGUUCAUCACCUAAACCCCAAGACCCCACUAGAAGUUUGCCAGCUAAAGUCCACACUUAGGGAGCGAGAUAUCUUAAGAACUACAGUUACUCUGCAGCAGCCAGUUGAGCUAAAUGGAGAGGAUGAGCUGGUGUUCACCCUUGUAGAAGAACUAGCAAUUGGAAGUAUUAUGGACAAUGGAAGACCCUCCAGUAUCAUAAGCUUCAAUAGUGAUUGUUCUGUACAGGCCCUUGCUUCAGGAUCUCGGCCAGUAAGCAUUAUCAGCAGCAUCAAUGAUGAGUUUGAUGCCUAUACAUCCAGUGUGGGUGCCUCUCAAGUAAAUAUUGAGAUGGUCGCACCAUUUCCAGAAGAAACAUUUGUCUCUUUAGACAGUCAUGGUUCUUCUAUCAGUUCAUGGCUUAGUGAAGUAAGUGUCUGCACCAUAGAAAGUGAAGGGGCACAAUCUGCAGAUGUCUUCCUUCCUGAUGGUAUACAAAUUGAACCAGGAAGUGGUUUCUACCUUGAUUCUCCUGGCAUAUUCCAAACUAGUCCACAGAAGGAACCCAAUAACUCAUUGAAUGAUAGUGGCUUUAGUUUCUCUGAUCUGGAUAGUGACAGUGCCACAUCAAGUAAGCUCUCAUUAAGUAAAUGUUCAUCUUCUCCAGAUUCCACUAAAGCCUCCAUCAGAAAUACUUUAAGAAUGACGAAACCAAAUAACAUAAACUCAUCUCCAACCCAGACUCUGCAAGAACCAUACAGUGUCCAUUGCAGUCUUCCCAGGAAAAUGAAACCUACCUCAUCCACAGUUCAGUCUGGUAGCAUCAGUGAGUGCAGUAAUGGUAGCAGAUGGAGACGUGAACCACUGAGGCUAGAGAGCAAGUCAGGUGACCCAUGGCACAGACAAGAGAUUGUGUCAGCGUUGCCAGUGGCCUCAAAUUCAAGUCCACCAUUCAAACAGUCAAAAAAUGGAAUAAGUGGCAUACCUACAAGAAAGGCAGGCACAGACUUUAACAGUAUUUCACAAAUACCCACAAUGACACAGCGGUCUACUUCAUCCUUAAGGGUGGUAGAUGGAUGUGAAAAAUCUACCAGCAUUAAAAAGGUAGAGACACCCAGCAAAAUGCCACAGUUCAGAAGAGGUGCAACCACGCUUGGAACUGUUCCAGUCAUUCAUACAUCCGUUGAUGUCAAGGUUGGUCUUGACAUUGGAUCAUCAGGUAACUGGAAGUUUUCAUCUUUGGAAAAAAAUGUGAAAGCAAAUAAGGACAUUAGUAUACUGCCAGGUGGUGUAUUACCUCCUCCACCUCCAGUGCGUAAGUCCAGUCUGGAUCAGAAGAAUCGAAUCUUGCUACCAGCAAGUGCCUUAAAGUCUGCAUGUGAGACCGGAAAGUCACUGGUACUCAGGCCUGCAAAGUCAGAGGAUGAAUAUGAUCUACGGUACAGAGGAGACUCCCACAGUUUAAAAACAUCCAAUUUGAGGUUAGAUCAUAGUUUACUAAAAGCCACAUCAAGUCUCAAAGCCAGAGGAGCAAGAGGGGAAGCUGGACAAAUGUAUGGAAGCCAAGUAUCCUUAGAAAGAUCUGACAGUUUGACAUCUUUAGGAUCUAAACCCAUGCUCAGUCGAGAGAACAGUGGGGCCAGUCUUGGUGGAAAGUCAAGCAAAUCGGUUACUAAGUUUGGAUCACCUGUUGCCACCUCUUCCCCAAACACUACCUCUCCAAAUGCCUGUGUUAAUCAAUUCAACAUGGGAAAAUGUGGGCAGAUCAAAAAUAGCCUUAAUGCAAGACCAGUGCCUGUAAAUGGAAACAAAGCUCGCACAUUGUCUGCAAGCAAUUCCAAAGCACUAAGUUCCUCAACUAAGUCUCUCACAACAUCCACAACAAGGAAUGCUAGUCUCCCACCUUCAGGAAAGAGUGCAUUACCUCGUUCAGGAGUAGGAAGUAAUGCUAAAUGUACCAGGGGAACUAUAAUGGGUACUAAGCAAGCCAUGCGAGCAACUAACAGUCGGGUAGGUGAGCUGGCAUCCGGUAGUCCUUCUGGAAAACAAACAAAGGGAUCUGGUGAUUCUGACAGUGGAAAUGACAGUGGUGUUAACCUUAAUGAUGACAAGCAUACACCUAUCCCCAUCCUGCCUUCUCCUUAUAGCAAGAUCACUGCUCCAAGACGUCCACAGAGGUAUAGCAGCGGGCAUGGAAGUGACAAUAGCAGUGUCCUGAGUGGAGAGCUGCCUCCUGCAAUGGGGCGAACUGCACUGUUCUACCACAGUGGAGGGAGUAGUGGGUAUGAGAGCAUGAUCAGAGACAGUGAGGCUACUGGAAGUGCAUCUUCAGCUCAUGACUCUAUGAGUGAAAGUGGGAUGUCUUCCAAUAUGCGGCUCAGGAGCUCAAAACCACCCAAAAAGAGAUCUAAUGGCAUUCAGAGGCGGCGUCUCAUCCCUGCUCCUUUACCAGACACCUCCUCUCUGGGAAUGAAGGCUGGCACCACAGGUCAGUGGGUGGACUUACCCCCUAUAGCUGGUCCGUUGAAAGAACCCUUUGAAAUCAAGGUGUAUGAGAUUGAUGAUGUAGAGCGGUUGCAGCGGCGGAGACAAGAACAGCCAACUGAGCAGACAAUUCAGGAUGUUGAUAAGGGUUUUCUGCAUUUUAACACAAAACUAAAAGACGUUGAGCGGCGGCAGCAACAGAUCAGAGAUCUAAGAUUAAAACAUGGCAAUCUGAAGGAAGAACUCGAGGACACCAAAACCAGAUUAAUGAUGGACCCCAGAAAGUGGAUUGGAGAGUUCGAAGUGGACCAGGACUUGGACCCAGAGUCACAGGAGUAUUUGGAGGAACUAGAGCAAGUCACAAGUGAACUGGAGUAUUGUGUCAACCUAUGCAAGUCACGUGUUAUGAUGGUGACUUGCUUUGACAUCAGAGUAGCAUCAGAGAUACAAGAAGGACCGCGGGAAGUGGAGGUAUGAAAUUAGGUUGGGUUAAAAAUGGAUAUAAACGAUGAGGCGUAGAAUUGAGAAAGAAUUUUGGAAGUCUAAAUGGAAGGAAAAUGAAAUGUAGCAGCCAAUUCACUGAUACGAAGAACAACAACAACAACAAAAAAAAAAAAAGCCAAUGAAUAAACUUUAAAAGACUGGAGCACUGAACACUACAUAGAGGAGGACUGUGUUAUCUUUGAGAAAUGACUGGUACUGGUAAUUUAUAGUGCCUCUCUCUGUGUAAUGGAUUUAAAUGGAAAAAAGCAACAACUUGAUUUUUUGGAUCAUCAAAUAUGUUGAAACAAGACAGACUGUCAUCAUUUAGCCAAGAGUUUUUCUGCUAUACCACAAAGUGCCUUUGUGAUAUAAUUUCAAUCAUUAUUUUUUGUAUUGGUGCUAGUGCUCUAACCAGCAUACCUAAGCCAACCCGUAACAUAUUACUUUUAAGAAGAAAAUGAUUUUAUAUUACAUUGUAUAGUGUAUUUAUAUGAUGAAACAGUCUGUAAAAUACCAUUUUUGUUUGAAAAUUAAAGGCAAGGGGAAACGAAAGCAGUAAGCUAAUGUUAUUGCAUUUUCCUAGACUUUGCCUUUCUCCUGUGCUAUCACCUUUCAGCAUUGUCAUCUAACCUCUGGAGCCUUAUGUUCUCUUUCUAGUGACUGUGUGACUUUCUAACUUACAUAUCAAGCAAAUCUCUGAUGUUUUUUUUAAAGAGCUAUGUUUGUAAUACUGUUGUCAACCACUGCCAACUUUGGUUGAGUCCAUGCAUAACAUAAAUCCCUACAACUUUGACUCAGUUGCCUUAAUUAAUUUAAGGUGAAUAGAACACGACACAUGAUCAUAUCUGUAAAAAAAAAAACUUAAUCAAAAUGAUUGAUGUCUUGCAUUUGGUGUUCAUUUUGAGACACUUGACUCUUGUCUCUCUUUUGUCACUAAAAUUGAAUGUACAUAAAAAAAGAAAUUCAAUAAGAACCCACUCCCAAAAAAAAUAGAAGGCCCAGAAUGUGACCUAUCCUGCUUUUUAUCUAAUUUACAGUUAAAUCCAGACAUAUUGCAUGACAAAAAAAAAUGUUAGCUCCGGUCCUUGUUUACAUUUACUGGGAUCACAGUAGUGUGAAUUCAUCACUGGACUCGUUAGAAUAGCUGUUUUUUGAAUAUAGCAUGAUUCAUGCAGUGUGAAAGGUAGAGUUCAGCAAAGACUGAGAUGUUUCUCAACCAGCAGAUAUCAGAAAGUUAAAAAGUUGAAAAGCUGAGAGAAAGGUGAUCAUGAUUGUCCAGUGAAAACGGAGUACUGAGAUAGUUGGCAUUUGCCAUUGUUACACACCAUGCACUGAUUAAAUUGUCAAUACAAAACUGCUACAGACGUUUUAACAUUGUUUUAAUGAACCACUGUGGAUAAGAUACACUGGAGUACACAUGCCAGGCAUUGGUUCUAUGCAGUCUGUUCAUGUAGAACCUCAAAAUGCUUUUGCCUUUAGCACAAAUGCACUGGCCUUAUUUGGAGUUUUGGAGCAUUUCUUUCUGCCUUUUCUUAAUGCUCUUUAAAGAUCAACUUGCCUGAACUGUCAAAUAUACCUCUGUAUUCCUGAUGUCAUUGAGGCAACUGUACAGGUGUAGAUUGUCCACAAUGGCUGUUUGUUAGCUGUCUUUCAGACUAUAUUUGUGAGUGACUUUUGCAUACCAGCAUAAUAACAAAGGUAGUUAUUUCUACUAUUCAUCAGAUUGAAUUACAAAAACCUUUCCUAGUUAACCUUUACAAGUACACAUGCUCAGGCCCUUUCUUACAAUGCUGCAUGAUUUUUUUUUUUAAUUUUACUAUUAAGGUAUGUUCUUGUUCAUUUUUACAUGUAUUUUUUAAUGAUGAUGCUGGAGUUCACUGUCAUGGGGAGUUCGAAACAUGAAUUAACCAACUAAUACCAAACAUUUUUUUUAUUCAAAAUGUAUGUUAUGUCAUAUUUCAUAUCAGAUCAUAUUUUCUAAUGUUUUUUGGUUUUGUAAAAGAUUUUCAAACUGUGUAAAAAUGUAUAAUAUUGCAACUUGGUAUGACUUCUUUUUUGUUGUGAAUAAACACAUGUUCCUUCUUA